Molecule: messenger RNA, 762 nt
Organism: Ostertagia ostertagi
Lineage: Eukaryota; Metazoa; Nematoda; Chromadorea; Rhabditida; Trichostrongylidae
Source: the annotation of a GenBank genome assembly
AUGGUGAGGGCUCUUGAGGACAAGUUACCUGAGGAGAUAUUCAAUGGCAUUGGGCUGAGAAGCGGGCGCGUAGCCUCGUCAUCGCCGGGCUCGCUGAGGCUCCUUCUGAGCUGCAACCGUCUGCUAAGCAGGCGGAUCUGGAGGCUAAAGUUGUCCGCGUGUAAGUUGGAUGACUCACGCUCACGUCACGUCUUGUUGAAAUUAGUCCUACCGUCUCAAUCCCAUUGGAUAACUGCUCUAACAAAUUCAUACCGCUUGCGUAGUUCAGAGUUUUCUAAAAUCUUUAUGAGGAAGAGUUUGACAGCUACAGAGCGCAAGCAACAUUAUGACCUUCAGGCAGGAAUUACCUGUGGGCCAGAUAUAUUGCUUAUAACUAAGACAUGGCUUUCACCUAAAAUUUCCGAUUCUGAAAUCAUCAUCGAUCUUCCAUACAAACUAUUCAGAUAUGAUCGUACGCACCGAAAAGGUGGUGGUGUAUGUUGCCUGCCGCUCUUUGUGUCCUCUGACCACAAUGGUGUUGCGUUCCAAGUUGAGUUGAUUAAACCCGAGGUAAACAAACUACCUCUCCCAAACAUCAAUAAAACUGACUUUCGUGGAUUUUCUUCAUACUUAGAUUCGAUUUACUGGUGGGAUGCCCUGUGUGUUAUGCGUCUGUGGAUGACCUAUAUAAAAAAUUCUGCCGUGUUGUAUAUAUGGGCCUGGCUAAGUGUGUUCCCUUCCAUUCAACUGAGCCACAGAGGGUGCGAUACCCCAAACAUGUUG